This is a messenger RNA of Vitis riparia (riverbank grape), 288 nucleotides long. RefSeq names its product auxin-induced protein 15A-like. Gene Ontology annotation, biological process: response to auxin. Lineage: Eukaryota; Viridiplantae; Streptophyta; Magnoliopsida; Vitales; Vitaceae. The transcript has a single exon. The coding region runs from base 1 to 288 and encodes 95 amino acids. The record is from RefSeq and is a predicted model, not a curated record.
AUGGGUUUUCGCUUGCCUGGGAUUGCUAAUGCAAAGCAAGUCGUGCAGCAAGUGUGCAAGGGUGCAGAGGCCAAAAAUGUACCAAAAGGCUAUUUUGCUGUUUAUGUGGGAGAAGUCCAAAAGAAGCGAUUUGUGGUUCCAAUCUCGUACUUGAAGAACCCUUCGUUUCAGAACUUGUUGAGUCAGGCAGAAGAAGAGUUCGGGUUUGAUCAUCCAAUGGGUGGUCUCACAAUCCCCUGCACAGAAGAAGCCUUUAUCAAUCUUACUUUCAGUUUGAACUGCUCAUGA